Botrytis byssoidea is the source of this 3794-nucleotide messenger RNA. RefSeq lists its product as uncharacterized. The record is from RefSeq and is a predicted model, not a curated record. Gene Ontology annotation, molecular function: iron ion binding; monooxygenase activity; heme binding. The coding region runs from base 1079 to 2698 and encodes 539 amino acids. Lineage: Eukaryota; Fungi; Ascomycota; Leotiomycetes; Helotiales; Sclerotiniaceae. The transcript has 4 exons.
UCCUCCACUUCACCCAGAUUUCCUCACCCCAUACAUGCAUAAAUUUGACCCAUGUUCGGAAUCGAUUACCCGUCUUACAUACGAUUGCAUUUUCGGCAGCUCAUGUUCGCAUCGAGUAUCGAGCUCAAUCUUUGAAAGGAUUCGCAGGUGCUUUACGAUCAAAUUUGUUGAUUUACGAGGAAGAUGUUUUGCUUAUGCCGCACAUCCACGUGUACGAAUGAGGGGGUCUUCAUUGCCGCACAUACGAUUGUUUUGGUCUUACAAUCAUGUGGAAACCGGUGCAUCAAUGAAUGAUGUAUUCAUCAAUUUUCUUUUUUCUUUAGUGAAGACCAUUCCCGUUGCUAUUUGCCGAUAGCGUUAAGUCCUACUCAAAUGACUAAGCUGACAGCGGCCGUUAAGGAAUGAUCCGAGCAUUGGGACAGCUGCUAGUGAAUGAAGUCACUCAACAUCAUGAUUUCAAGCAAUUUCUAACCACUAGAUCCAUGAAUGUCAUUUAUCUUUGGUUAUUUGUUCUUACAUGAAACGGAAAAAAGAUUCGGCAAUUGCAUCUGAGGUUGACGUCUCUCAUGGUUCGACGCCUCCAACGUUCACUAGUCCGGCUUUGGCGAUAAAGUUAUAUGACAGAAUCAAGAAUUUUGCGUUUCUCUAGUUGCCUAGAAGUUUGAAAACGGUAAGCGGAUCGAGUACGGCAUGAUAUUGUGGCAGAUGAUUGUUCACCGUCGCUUAUCAUCACAUCUCAUAUAUCGCUCCCUCCCUCGAACAACGGAUAGUUUAAAUUCUAUGUUUUGCUUCGUUGUUGCCCUUUCAUAUUGUCCUACCAUCAUACUCUGCAUCGAAUAUAGUGGAUUUCCAUACAGCAGUACUACCUCCUUCCAUUAUCUCCGUCUUACACCUUCAACGUUGGAUCCGAAUCUUUGAUAGCAUUGAAGUGCUCCACAAUAUUGACUUCCAACUUCGUGCUUGAUAUAUUACUACCAAGGGUCUCUUUGGUUAGAAACGCUCGAUUGUAAGUCGAAAUUUAUCGCCAGAGCUUACCUUACUGUACUUUACCUGCAUACCAUACCACACUACGAAUAAAAUGAUCACGGAUACGCUUUUGGAUCUGACCAUUCGGCAUUGGCCUUCAAUAUUGAUUGUUGCAAUUGCCAUCUAUCUCACUACAAACCGUUUCAAUCGUGGUUUGAACAAAUAUCCAGGGCCGACUCUCGCUUCCUUCACAGAUUGGUGGAGAUUCUACGACGUGUAUAAGCGUCGCCCGGAAGUUACCCAUCAAAAGCUACAUGCAAAGCAUGGAGAUAUCGUCCGCCUUGGGCCCAAUACUCUUUCUUUUGCAGACCCAAAAGCUUUGAAAACCAUCUAUGGAUUGAACAAAGGUUUUGUGAAGUCUGCAUUCUACCCGGUCCAACAAUCUGUGUCUAACGGCCAUGCACUCCCAUCACUGUUUAGCACUACCUCUGAGCCUUUCCAUGCCCAACUCCGACGUUCAGUCAAUGCUGCAUUUAGUAUGUCAUCUCUUGUACAAUACGAGCCACUUGUCACUCGUACGACGGAAAUCUUCCUCUCUCGUACUGCCGAUCUCUUUACUUCACCGACUAGCCAUUCCUCCUGUGAUUUUGCAAAAUGGCUACAGUUCUACGCGUUUGAUGUCAUUGGCGAAAUGACGUACUCAAAGCGUCAUGGCUUUCUUGAAGAAAACCGAGAUGUCGAUGGUAUAAUAUCUUACUUAGGGAAGCUCUUCGACUACGUUGCACCCAUCGGUCAAAUGCCGAUUCUCGAUAAACUCUUCCUCAAGAACCCCCUUUAUCUCCUGGCUGCCAAAUAUGGUCUUGUAGAUGCUACCUUUCCUGUCGCCAAAUUCGCAGCACAACGUGUGCGAGAACGAUAUCCAAAAACAGACGCAAAUGGAAUAUUACCUACCGUUGACGCAGAAGUCAAAACGGAUAAAUCACAACCAGAUUUAUUGUCGAAAUUCAUACAGGCAAAACACGACAGACCUGAGUUCAUGACAGAUCAACUCGUUAUGACGAUGGCUGUUUCGAUGGCAUUUGCGGGAUCGGAAACCACGGCAAUUUCCCUUAGUGCUGUGUUCUACUACUUGUUAAAGAACGAACACUGUAUGCAAAAGCUGAUGCGCGAAAUUGAUCAGAAAGCUAGGGAAGGAUAUUUUGCAGAUGGAGAAACAGGACUAGUCAGUUGGGCGGAAAGUCAAGGACUACCCUAUCUGGAUGCUUGUAUUAAAGAAGCUUUUCGCUUACAUCCAGCACCGGGCCUACCGCUCGAGAGAGUGGUACCAGAUAAGGGAAUAGAGAUUGCCGGGGAGUGGGUGAAAGGUGGUACCAUUGUAGGGUGUAGUGCUUGGGUCAUUCACCAGAGAAAAGAGAUUUUUGGAGACGAUGUAGAGAUUUUCAAGCCGGAAAGAUGGUUGAUAGGAGAAGGAUUGAAUAGGGAAUCAGAGGAGAAAAGAAUUAAGGAGAUGAAUGGAGCGAUGUUGAUGUUUGGAAUGGGCGCCAGGUCUUGCAUUGGAAGAAAUAUCAGUCUUUUGGAAAUUUAUAAAUUGGUGCCGAGUUUCUUGAGGAGGUUUGAGAUCGCACUUGAACAUCCUGAGCAAGAAUGGACCUUACACAAUUCCUGGUUCGUACGUCAACUAGAUUUCCGAACAACGUUCCGCAAUCGAGAACUCGUGCAACCUCGCGCGUAGCCUUUUGAUAAUACAUUGUACGUAAUUCGCACACACACUUGGCAUUUGAAUAUAGACGUUUGAGCGAUAUGAUAUACUUUUGGGCGUUCCGUAUCCGGAAAGUGUCAGGUACGGUACCUGCAUACAUGAAUUAUUUGGAAUUUUUAAUUAAAAGGUUGAAUGAAAUAACAAGUCGGGACCGCCGGAAAUUAAAUUUAGUACAUCACAAGAUGAAGUCGGAAAGAAGUAGGAAAUUAGAAAGGAAAAAGUCUUCAAUUGACUUUUGGUCAUUCUCAGGUUCACCGACCUAUCAGCCUACCACAAUGACCACCCGAUUGCCACUAGCCAAUCACAUCCACAUAGAAACGAAAACCUUAAAGAAAGAUUGAUUUCUCAUCAGUAUUCAUCGACCCGAGACAUUUGCGUUACAUCCAAAUGAAUCAGAUCAAGUAGAUAGCAAACACGUGAUUGCGGCACAGCUGCAGGUACCCCGCCAAUCCUUCCCAGCCCAUUUGUCAAUAUGGUAUUGGCGUAAGCCCAACCUCGUCUUACAUUUCGUGUGUGCAACACCGUAGUUUUGUUGGUAUGACAGACACGGUGUGGUGGUGUACUAGGUAUUGCGAGAGGGCGUGGUUAUGAUGGAUUGGCUAUGUGAUGUGUUGUUGUUGGAGAUGGAGAUGGGAAUAUUUACCUGGUAGUUAUUCAUAGCUACCUGCAGGUGCCCAGGUUUAUCCAUGGACAUCCAUCAUUCAUACAUACGAGUAUUCAAAAGAAUCAAUAUUUACUGCGGAAAAUCUAGGCGCAGUAUCAAUAUAUAUUGAAAGCUUACUUAGAUUAAGCAAUUGAGCUAAAAGUGCUUGUUGUGGUCUCAGUGGCUCGGCGGCACGGUACAUGAAUGUAUGGGGAAUUAAGCACUCAGAUUAUCCGACAGGGGUUAUAUACGGGCGAAGUCACGCAUCAACUGGUUGGGCGAGAGUGAAUGGGCAUGUAAUUUGUUUUGGGAAACAACUAUUUGUAAGGCUGAGUACGGAGUCCCAUCAUUCCGGGACUUCUGGGGAAGUGUGCGAUUCAAGGAAGGAAAAAGUUUUAUAUAAAGUUUGUGGAAUUCCUCGAUUUA